Molecule: messenger RNA, 396 nt
Organism: Necator americanus (New World hookworm)
Lineage: Eukaryota; Metazoa; Nematoda; Chromadorea; Rhabditida; Ancylostomatidae
Exons: 1
Coding region: 1-396 (131 amino acids)
Biological process (GO): proteolysis
Molecular function (GO): aspartic-type endopeptidase activity
Source: RefSeq, a predicted model, not a curated record
AUGACAGUAGAAAACAAUUCUAAGAAGCGCAAUGGAGACAUUUUUCUUCUAACAGGAACAUUGCGAUCAGUACACCUACGUACCCAACAGCAUAUAACCCUUCAGGUACUGUUGGAUACCGGUGCAGACCGAUCCUUCAUUGACGCAAAAGUGGCCGACGAAUUAGGACUGCCGAGUCUAGGAACAACUACCAUGAACGUAAAAACGUUCGGGGCGGAACGUCCAGCGAAGACUCAGAGUACUACUACUUACUUACAAGCAUGGGACGCUGAUGGAGUACAACAUCAACUUCGUCUAUACACCCAGGAUAACCUCACCAAGAAUUUCUCGGAAGCAAAACUUGACGAAGAAGAUAUUCAAUUCAUUCGUCGCAACCACAUACAAACAAGCACAUAA